AUGUUGCAGUGUGAACAGUCUGUGGCUUCCUGUUUUCAUGUGUUUGGCAGUUCAGGCAGAUGGCGGACGGGACGGUGUGCAUCCACACUAAAGAGGCUUUCAUCAAAUCAUGCUCUGAAGCCACUGUUUCCCACUUUCUGCGUGGUGGUUUUGAUCCUUUAUGGCCUGGCUGACAAACUGAGAAACUUUGUGGUCGGCAUCUUCAUCCCGCAGUAUCACUACCCGUACCCUGUGGCUUUCUGCUUCGCCCAGGUUCUGGUGUCUCUCUUAUUCUUGAAUCUCCUUCAUGUCCUGGAUCUGGUCCCAAUCAAAAAUUACUCCAGAUCUCUGGGUGAGAGACUGCUUCUGCCUGCUAUCUGUGGCAGUGUUCAAGGUGUGCUGGCUAUGUGGGCCAAAGCCAGCAGCUUGUACGCCAGUCUUUUCCUCCUCACUGUUCCACUUCUGCCCCUGGUCACCGUGGGCUUCAGUUUCACCCUGAAGCUAGCGUGUCCACCAUCUAUUCAUUCCUUUGUUUUGAUUUCCAUUUUGAGUGGGACGUUUAUUAUCCUCACAGCAUCCAAAGGUUUCCCAGCGAUCGAUCCUCUGGAGUGCUUGUAUGCACCUGCGGCUUUGAUCCUGCACAGUCUCUCUCUGAUUGGCUUGGCUAAAGUGUCUGAAGCUGAGCGCCACCAAGCCUCUGUGUUUGACAUCUACUACGUCCAGCUGGUCAACCAGAGUGGGGUGCUGGGCCUUCUGUGGCUGCUGCACCCGGACAGUCCCUGGCAGGUGUUGAGGCACAGCAGCUGGCAAAACCUGCUGUUCCACGGAUACCUGCUCGCCAUUGUCCUGCUGGGGAUGGUCCUCAACUUCCUGGUGAGCGUCGCUGCUCUUUGUGUCUCUCCACUUGCUGCUGCAGUGCUUUUUUCAGCAAGACAGGUGGCACAUCCAUUUUUACAGCUUCUGUAG
Messenger RNA from Menidia menidia (Atlantic silverside), 945 nucleotides. Lineage: Eukaryota; Metazoa; Chordata; Actinopteri; Atheriniformes; Atherinopsidae. The record is from the annotation of a GenBank genome assembly.